Molecule: messenger RNA, 678 nt
Organism: Schistocerca americana (American grasshopper)
Lineage: Eukaryota; Metazoa; Arthropoda; Insecta; Orthoptera; Acrididae
Product: proline-rich protein HaeIII subfamily 1-like
Exons: 3
Coding region: 1-678 (225 amino acids)
Source: RefSeq, a predicted model, not a curated record
AUGGAUAUUCAUGUUCUUCAAAGCCAGCCCGCCCAGAAGGUCGCGUUUAAAGACUCUUCCACGGUUCGUGUGGGUAAUAAACUUGUUCGCAAUAAGCCACCCACCCAGCCCUCUGCUAUGCGACCCAAGCAUUUGGUCCGCGGCGGGUUCCAGCCGCGCCUUCCGACUUCGCUGCCGCCCCCAGGGCAGCAGCAGCAGCCGUCGCCGCUACCACGCCGACAGCCCGUCCCGUUGAUGCCUCCCGCGCAGCUUCAUCCGGGAGCGCCCCCGGUGGUCGCUCCGGCGCCUGCGGUCCCUCUUCAGUCGCCACCGCCUUCGGAGCUGAUGGACGUCGACCCCUCAGCCGGGCCGCCUUCCCAAGCGGUGGCUGUGCAGCCUGUCCUGCAGCCGCUUUCCUUGGGCACCCCCAAGGAGUCUGACACCGCAGCCCCUUGUCCGGCACCCACUCAGCAGCCGUCGACGCAGCGUCAGGAGACGCUGCCUCCCUUCGUGGGUCCCGACGCCCCGUCGCGUCCAGUACCAGAAGCUGCGCCCGUGGUCACAGGCCGUGAUGAGAAUGGGCAGCUAUCAGCUACUACUGCAGGGGCGCUCUUUGAUCACGUGGCUUACGUGCCAACAUGUGUGACACAUCACCAGAUUGCAUACCGUGACGUCGUUGACCGCCUCGCUUAUCGAUGA